AUGUCGCAAUCUAAACAUACGGCUGCAGGCGAUUCCGGUAACGACGGGGGACCGUUAGACCACCAGGACAAUGUUCAGCAUACGGCCGGAUUUACCAGGCGUCAGCAGUUUCCGAUGCCUGAGCCGGACGAUGAUGACGACUUUGAGGACAGUGGCGAAGGUACGGAUGACGCAACCGAAGACGAGUAUGCCAGCAGUCAACACCUGGAAAUAAAGGAACAGAUGUAUCAAGACAAACUAGCUAACUUGAAAAAGCAAGUUCAAGAGGUUAAACAUCAAACGCAUGCGGAGUACAUGAGGCGUUUGCGGUUUCUACAGGAUGAGCUAGAAGAUCGCUUGGUGCUGAACGACUGCUCGCAGGACUACCAAACUAGCUGCGCUGAGCGGGACUGCAUUCUGGAGAAGAACGCCGCCUCCAAGGAGUACGAAGAGAAGAAAACGGAGCUUAAGGAGAAUGUUGUGAACGAUCUGGAGGACAGGAAGAAGAUGAUCGAGCACGAGUUCUCGACGAUGGAACUAAAUAGCGACUCCAUCGACGUUAAGCCGACUGUGACGCGCAAGCUGCGCCGCCGUCCAAACGAACCGCUACCGGUACCUGAAAAGAGGCGUAAACCGACCACCGGUCAACUAAUCUUUCUCCUCGACGACAAGGAGGUUGAGAACGAUCUGAAGCUGAUCUCGCGCGGGAAACCUAUCUCUGGUCGCUUGCAUCAGGCCAACGGUGGGGCAACGUCCGGUGGCGCCAGCAACAGUGGUGCCAGUGGCAGUGGUGGAACUGGCACCAGCGGCAGCAACAUAUCGUCCUCUGGGACGAACAGCAGUGGUGCAGGCUCGCACCAACCACUGAUGGAAACGCGUAUCGAGGACGGAAAGCUGUUGCACGAGCGUCGCUGGUUCCACCGUGGCCAGCCGGUCUUUGUGGAAGGCAAAGAUCUGUCUCGCUUUUCGGCCAACAUCUCCGCUAUCGGUAGCGAGGCGAUUUGGGUGAAGAAGACACUCGAUGGUCAAAAGGUGCGCAUCUUCUUGUCACACCUACGCCGCAAUAAGGUGUCCAUCAAGCGUCGCGCCAACUAA
Messenger RNA from Anopheles cruzii, 1074 nucleotides. RefSeq names its product sin3 histone deacetylase corepressor complex component SDS3-like. NCBI's taxonomy places the organism in Eukaryota, Metazoa, Arthropoda, Insecta, Diptera, Culicidae. The record is from RefSeq and is a predicted model, not a curated record. Gene Ontology annotation, biological process: negative regulation of transcription by RNA polymerase II. The transcript has 3 exons. Gene Ontology annotation, molecular function: histone deacetylase binding. Gene Ontology annotation, cellular component: Sin3-type complex. The coding region runs from base 1 to 1074 and encodes 357 amino acids.